CCUGGUGUCUUGGCUACCGCUGCAAAGGACACAAUGCUUUUCCACAGUGAGGAGCGUUUAGAGUGUCAGAGCUGAGAACAGAUGCGGGAGCCUUUCCGGGGGACACAGAUGUCGAACAAUCCGUGGAAGUUGUGUCCGAGAUAGAAGCAGAAGUCCCCGCCGGCCGAGCCAUGGGACUGCCGGAGCUGCUGCUCGGACUGCUGUGGUUCCGCUCUGCUCUGCUCAGUGCAGCAGGCUGCAGUGAGCGGGUGGAGGUCCACUCAGAGCGGAGGGGGGUGAUCUACAGCCCCUCCUGGCCUUUAAACUACCCCCCUGGUGUCAACUGCAGCUGGCAUAUCCAGGGAGGUCAGGGAGAGGUCAUUACCAUCAGUUUCCGUAACUUUGAUGUGUCGGAGUCGGGAAGUUGUCUGGGAGACUGGCUCGCGCUAACACCUACGAGGAACGGGGAGUCCAGGCUGUGUGGCUCCAUGCUGCCUCCACCUUUCAUCUCCACCAGGGGGCGUGUUUGGCUCUUUUUCCACUCUCAGGCAAACAGCUCAGGGCAAGCCCAGGGCUUCCGUCUCUCCUACAUCAGAGGUCACCUGGGUCAGAGCAGCUGUCAGUCAGAUGAAUUCCUGUGUGGGAACGGGAAGUGUCUUCCUCGCUCCUGGAAGUGCAACGGUCAGGAUGAAUGUGGAGAUGCAACAGACGAACGCAGCUGCUCCCCUCCUCCAACAGAGGCCCGGCCAGGCCUCUGCCCCUUCGGCUCCCUCCCCUGCACCGAGGGUCAGUCCACCCGCUGUAUGCCUUCUGCCCUACGCUGCAACGGAGCCCGUGACUGUCCCGAUGGAACAGACGAGCUGGGUUGCCCCGACACCACCUGUGGCAAACAUCUGUGGAACUUCUACGGCUCCUUCGCAUCCCCAGAUUUUUUCCGGGCUAACAGGAGCGCCGUGGCUGAGCUGAGGUGUUCGUGGUCAUUGGACACCCAGGACCCGAAGCCCAUCGUGCUGCAGCUGGACCUGCAGCUGGGGCCCGGGGACUCGCUGCAUGUGUACGAUGGUCUGUUGCAGCGUGCAGAGCACCUCUUACAGGUGUUGUCGUAUCAUAACAACAGACGCCCGGCGCUGCUGGAGUCCAGUCGGGGACAGAUGAGUGUUUUGUACAUGGCCCAGCCUCACAGUCCUGGACAUGGCUUCAAUGCCACAUACCAGGUCAAAGGUUACUGUUUUCCCGGGGAGCGUCCCUGUGGCAGUGAUCAGGGCUGCUACUCAGAACGCCAACGCUGCGACGGCUACUGGCACUGCCCAUCUGGCCGCGACGAGGAGGCCUGCCCGACCUGUCCAGACGGAGAGUUCCCCUGCGAGGGCGGUACUGGAGUGUGCUACCCUGCCUCCGAGCGCUGCAACAACCAGAAGAGGUGUCCAGAUGGGUCAGACGAGAAAAACUGCUACGACUGCCAACCUGGAAACUUCCACUGUGGGACUAACCUGUGCAUCUUUGAGACGUGGCGCUGUGACGGCCAGGAGGACUGCUUAGACGGGAGCGAUGAGAGAGACUGCCUGGCAGCGGUGCCAAGGAAAGUAAUCACGGCCGCCCUGAUCGGCAGUCUGGUCUGCAGUCUCCUGCUAGUUAUUGCCCUCGGGUGUGCACUCAAACUCCACUCCCUCAGGAGCAGAGAGUACAGAGCUUUUGAGACUCAGAUGACUCGCAUGGAGGCUGAGUUUGUUCAGAGAGAAGCUCCCCCUUCAUAUGGUCAGUUAAUUGCCCAGGGUCUCAUCCCUCCAGUGGAGGACUUCCCAGUUUACAACCCCACCCAGGCCUCCGUGUUACAGAACCUGCGGUUGGCGAUGCGCAGACAGAUCAGACGUCACUCUACACGUCGCUCCACCUCCUCCUCCUCUCGUCGCCGUCUUGGCCAUCUGUGGAGUCGCCUUUUCCACAGUGGAGGGCGAACCAGAGGCCACGCCCCCCUGCUUGACUCCCCUGGACCCACGCAGAUCACACUGGGCCUCCAUAGCUACCGAACUGUGGGUGUGCAGGGGUCCCAGGCAAGGGCCAGGUCUGGAGGUGGGCUCGGGGAUGACGUAUUGGGUAUGUCGGGCUCUUGCUGUUCAGCUACCAUGGACCUGCAUUCCUGCACUCCAGAGAGCCCUGCAUCACCUCUCUCCUUGCAGUCAGUAGAAGACAGUCAAGAAGAGGAGGAACUGUCACCUGUCAGCAGGGACAGCAGCAGGGCUCCACAGUCUGAGCCCCAAACCCCUGUUCAGAGUGACUAUUCUGCCCAUAGUGGACCCCCUCCCACUCCCCAGGAAACCCCUGUACCCCCAUGCCCCACCCGGGCAUCUCGAAAACUGGUUCUGGAGCUUGCUGUUAACCUAAAGGGUGUUUCCUUGAGACGUUACUCCCCCUUGGGGCCCCUGUCCCCGAUCUCACCCCCUGUGUUUCCCAGCAGCUCCCAGAUACCCACAACCUCCCAGGUGCCGGAGGAGACUUCACCUUCCGAGCCCUCGUCUUCUUCUGUGAAAGGAGAGGACAGCAACAGCCACUUUACAGUGGAAGUGCCAAGCAGGGAAAUAAAAAGCAGGGAUGAGAGGAAGAGGGAGGGCAAGAGCAGACUCUGCAGGUUCAGCAGGACCUUCAGUGAUGAGGGAGGAGAUUCAGGGAGGGAGACAACGCCAUGCUGAAGAGUUGAGGAAGAUACGCUCCUUUCUCCACUGUGUUGAGACUGGUAUCAGCAAUAUGUGCUCUGCUAAAGUGUCCUUGAAAUGUGUCCCUACCAGAUUCAGAGGUGCGAGUACCUUGGCCCACCACAUGGAGCAAGUAGAGAAGAGUUACAAUUAGCUCAUGUCCGUUCAGCACAUCUGCACAUGCACAACAAUAUGUAUAUGCAGUGUUUUGCAAAGAUGAAUAACACCAGCGUUGGUAGUGCUUAUGGUGUGAUUUAUAGAGUAAAUCUCUGUCAAACAGGAGCUUGAUGUUGGCUCCCACAAUCAAUUGCAAACCGAUCCCCCUGUUUAACCUGUUUGAACAUACACUUUUAAUGAGCCUAAUCCAGAAAAUCAAAGUCAGUUCUGGCCACCCGUACCAAUACAAAAUUGGCAAUGUGUUCUUAAAGCGCCAAAGUAGCCUUUGUGUCGUUACUCAGAGCCAUUAUGCACCGCUAUAUACUGUGAACCAUAAAAGCCUGUUAAUUAAUCACAUAAUUUACUAAUAUAUGAUCCUCUGGUUCUGUCUUUUCCCCCACUUUAUUCUAUGAGGUAGCGUUAUUAUUUUCAUUAUUAUUUUCAUUAUUAUUAUUGUAUGACAAACGGAUAAAGCUGGUUAUGUUUUCUUAUUGUCAACAAAUCAUAUGAAAAGAUCAACAUCAUUAUGAGUAUGUCCAUCUCCCAGUGCUUUCGACUUCACCAUUCUGUGUAUACACUUUAAUUUAAAAAAAAAAUGUUUUUAUUAAAUUCUUACAAUUACAUAAGUUGUAAGGAAAUGUUAGUCAAAUAGUAAUAAAUAGGGCAUUUGUUGGAAAGUAUUUUCAGUGGUGGAUAAAUACACAUUUGGUGCACUAGUGAGUAUUUGCACAGCAGGAUGGUGUGUGUGUGGGAUUGAGUCAAAAUAAACGACAGCGUGUGUGGUAAUGGUAAUAAGCCGAUUUGUCACAACAUUGCAAGUGUGACUCACUGAUGUCUUUUCAGUUGUUUUUGUACAAAAAUUAGGCUCUACAAUACAGAGGACUGAGAUAAACCAGGAUACGCAGGCAAUACUUCUUAGUACAAUAAACAUUGUUUAUUUUGGUCUUUUCAUAGGAGUUGUGACAAUAAUUAUUAAAAAAAACAUUUGAAAUUCUAGAAAAUAUAUUUGAUUUGCUUUUUGGUGGCGAGUUAGAUAAAAGGAUCAAUACUACUCUGUAAAAAUCUGUCUGUAAAAUAUAACACUACACACAACAGUCGGUUAGCUUAGCCUAGCUUUAGCACAUAAGGAGGAAAUUACUAGCCUGGCUCUGUCUGAAGUGGAUAGUUUAUUACCUUUUGAUGCGAAAUGAGCUGUUUCCAGCCGCUAACUGUAGUCUUAUUUAUCAGGAUAUAUCUUUAAUGCCUGGUAAAUAUUAAGCCACAGAUGGGACACUUAGUUUAGCUUAGCACAAAGACUAACCCAAAGGGGGAAACGCUAGCCUGGCUCUGUCAAACGGUUAAAAAAUAAAAUAACACAACUUGUGAUUUUUACACUUCAUUUUUUUGUACAAAUGAGACUUAUGAGCUCUAAAGGUGCUGGUAUGUACCUUUGAGCAGAGCCAGGCUAGCCGUUUCUAGCAUUCAUUUUAUGAUAAGCUAACCUCCUAGCCAGCUAGAUAGUCUCCUUCAUAUUUAAUGGACUCUGAGUGGUAUCAGUCUUUUCAUCUAACUUUUAACCAAAAUAAGCCAAUUCCCUAAAAAUGUUAAACUAUUCCUUUAAAAGUACUGCGUCACUAAAUCAUUCAGCGGUUCACUCAUGCCAAACCUUUGUCAGUAUUUAUUUAACAUACAGUUCAGUGAUACUUCAGUGACCCCUUAUAAACAUCAAAUAACUUUGUAAUUGUGUUAGAAGUUGCAUCAAAUAGUUUUUUUCAAUUCAGCAAUUUAAACUUGAUCGGUUUAAACUUUGACGGAAACUGAGAUAGUAAGUCCAAGUAUGUUGUCUGUAACUCUGCUGAGCCCCUCAUCCUCCUCAAAUCAAACAUGAACGAUCCUUUCAAGGAAGCCUUUCCUCACUUGAAUGAACUUGACUGUGUCUGUGUCUGCUGACUUCCAUUCAGUGCAGUGAUGAUUUUAUGUGAAGUGUCGGAAAGAGAGGCUUCACUUCGGAACAUUGAUUGUUUGUCGUGUCUUCUUCAGCCCAGCGGUACGUCUGCAGAAUCGUCUGCACACUGGU
Messenger RNA from Centropristis striata (black sea bass), 4881 nucleotides. It is a transcript of the gene lrp3, whose product is annotated as low density lipoprotein receptor-related protein 3. The record is from RefSeq and is a predicted model, not a curated record. Gene Ontology annotation, molecular function: protein binding. Gene Ontology annotation, cellular component: plasma membrane. NCBI's taxonomy places the organism in Eukaryota, Metazoa, Chordata, Actinopteri, Perciformes, Serranidae. The coding region runs from base 171 to 2666 and encodes 831 amino acids. The transcript is spliced from 7 exons.